AUGGCUCAUCACCGAGAUUCCAGUUCGGACGACAACGAGAAGAAUGGAGAGUCCUUUGCUGAGCGAAAGGCCUCCGUCGUUAGCGCCAUUGAGAGUCUACAUGAACUGCCUGAUCCAGAUGCAGGCAAGUCGGCUGAAGAGCGCAAGAAGAUUGAUAGGGCCUUGAUGUGGAAGGUUGACCGCUGGCUCAUCCCCUGGCUCUGUCUGCUCUACCUUCUAUCCUUUUUGGAUCGAACAAACAUAGGAAAUGCGCGUCUUGCUGGUAUGGAGGCAGACUUGGGAAUGACUGGACACGACUACAAUAAUUCUCUUACUAUCUUCUUCGUCUCCUAUGCUUUGGCAGAACCAGUAACAAAUGUCUUGCUCAAACGACUUACUCCCCGUGUGUUUUUCACGGGAAUCAUUUUGGCCUGGGGCCUUUGCAUGACACUCAUGGGUCUGGUCACCAAUUACGCUGGUCUAUUGGCCUGCCGUUGGUUCUUGGGUCUUGCAGAAGCUGGUCUGUUCCCUGGUGUCAACUACUACCUCAGCUGCUGGUACAAGCGGUCAGAGUUGGGCAUUCGAGCAGCUACUUUCUUCUCCGCAGCCGCUCUGGCAGGCUCCUUCGGUGGACUUUUGGCAGCUGCUAUCGCCCUGAUGGAUGGCAUUGGCGGCAGAAAUGGAUGGGCGUGGAUUUUCAUCAUCGAAGGUCUUGCUACCAUGUUUGUCGGCUGUUUCUGCUGGUGGAUGACGUUCAACUGGCCCGACACUGCUGGUUUCCUUACCCCUGACGAGCGAAUCCGAGUCCGACGACGACUUGCUGAAGACAAGCAAUCGUCAACAGGCGAAGAAUAUGACAAGCGACACAUUAUUGCCGCCCUGAAGGACUGGAAGUGCUGGGGCUAUGCCUUCAUCUACAUGGGUACAUUGUGCCCUCUAUACUCCUUCUCCUUGUUCCUUCCAACCAUCAUCGCCGGUAUGGGUUACAGAGGCACACAAGCACAACUCCUCUCAGUCCCCCCAUACGCAGUCGCUGCAGCAUUGACCAUCUUCGUCGGCUUUGUGGCUGAUCGUACAAAGUGCCGAGGAUACUGUAAUAUGGCAACAGUCCUGAUUGGCAUAACCGGAUUUUCCAUGUUGCUAGGAAGUCAAAACGUGAAGAUACAAUACGCCGGCACUUUCUUGGGCGCGGCUGGCAUUUAUCCUGCCAUACCUAAUUCUCUGACCUGGUGCUCGAACAAUAUCGAAGGUGUUUACAAACGUGGUGUCAUCAUCGGCAUUGUUGUAGGAUGGGGUAACCUGAACGGUGUGGUGAGCUCCAAUAUUUAUCUUCGCCACGAGAGACCCAGAUACUGGACUGGUCACGGCACAGUCCUUGCAUACCAGAUUUUCUGCCUUCUCGGAGGCACUAUCUUCAUGCACCUUAUGUUGCGACGAGAGAACAGACUGCGACGCUCUGGAAAGCGAGACAACAUGCACCAGGGUAUGACAGCCGAGCAAAUUUGGGUUGCUGGCGACAAGCGACCAGACUUCAUGUACACCUUGUAA
This is a messenger RNA of Lithohypha guttulata, 1527 nucleotides long. RefSeq lists its product as uncharacterized. NCBI's taxonomy places the organism in Eukaryota, Fungi, Ascomycota, Eurotiomycetes, Chaetothyriales, Trichomeriaceae. The transcript is spliced from 9 exons. The record is from RefSeq and is a predicted model, not a curated record. The coding region runs from base 1 to 1527 and encodes 508 amino acids. Gene Ontology annotation, cellular component: membrane. Gene Ontology annotation, biological process: transmembrane transport. Gene Ontology annotation, molecular function: transmembrane transporter activity.